Blepharisma stoltei is the source of this 243-nucleotide messenger RNA. The record is from the annotation of a GenBank genome assembly. Lineage: Eukaryota; Ciliophora; Heterotrichea; Heterotrichida; Blepharismidae.
AUGAAAAACGAAUGAGAAUCAACAAGCUGCAUUGAUCAUGCAGCGAUUCUUUCACUUUAUGAUAUAAAGGUGCUGGCUUUAAUCCCUGAUUUAUCACUGAGUGAAUAUAUGAUCGAUUACUAUUCUGUGAACGAAAUCGAUAUGAUACGAUCAGUUUUGAAUUUCCAAUCGACUUUUGAAAUAGUUAUAAGAAUUAAUAAUGAAAGAUACUCUUUAGUUUCUAAUAAAAACUCAAGAAUUUAA